CGUGGAACUACAAAAAAGUCCGCUUCUCUCCCCCCUAUACCUCUCUACUUAUCCUCCCAACACACCCAUCCAACCACUACUUCUACCUUCACCCUCCCCCCAUCAACCUCCCUUCAACCUUCUCCCGACACCUUCAAUCCAUCUCACGGCCACCACGCUUCAUACGAGUUUACACAUCCUUUAAACUUACACCCUUUUAAUUUGCCCGCCAUGGAAGACGAAGUCGCUGCUCUCGUUAUCGACAAUGGUUCCGGAAUGUGCAAGGCCGGUUUCGCCGGUGAUGACGCCCCUCGUGCUGUCUUCCCCUCGAUUGUUGGACGUCCCCGUCAUCAUGGUAUCAUGAUCGGUAUGGGACAGAAGGACUCGUACGUUGGAGAUGAGGCACAGUCGAAGCGUGGUAUUCUCACGCUGAGAUACCCCAUCGAGCACGGUGUUGUCACGAACUGGGACGACAUGGAGAAGAUUUGGCACCACACUUUCUACAACGAGCUGCGAGUGGCUCCCGAGGAGCACCCCGUUCUGUUGACCGAGGCCCCCAUCAACCCCAAGUCCAACAGGGAGAAGAUGACACAGAUCGUCUUCGAGACUUUCAACGCCCCGGCUUUCUACGUCUCGAUCCAGGCUGUGUUGUCCCUGUACGCCUCCGGUCGUACCACCGGUAUCGUCCUGGACUCCGGUGACGGUGUCACUCACGUUGUCCCUAUCUACGAGGGAUUCGCCCUUCCCCACGCCAUCUCGCGUGUCGACAUGGCUGGUCGUGAUCUUACCGACUACCUCAUGAAGAUCCUCGCCGAGCGUGGUUACACUUUCAACACCACCGCUGAGCGUGAAAUCGUUCGUGAUAUCAAGGAGAAGCUCUGUUACGUCGCCCUCGACUUCGAGCAGGAGAUCCAGACUGCCUCGCAGUCCUCUUCCCUCGAGAAGUCCUACGAGCUUCCCGACGGACAGGUCAUCACCAUCGGUAACGAGCGUUUCCGUGCCCCCGAGGCUCUCUUCCAGCCUUCGGUCCUCGGUCUCGAGUCAGGCGGUAUCCACGCCACCACCUUCACCUCUAUCAUGAAGUGUGAUGUUGAUGUCCGUAAGGACCUCUACGGUAACAUUGUCAUGUCCGGAGGAACCACCAUGUACCCCGGUAUUGCCGACCGUAUGCAGAAGGAGAUCACUGCUCUUGCUCCUUCUUCCAUGAAGGUCAAGAUUAUUGCUCCCCCGGAGAGGAAGUACUCUGUCUGGAUCGGAGGAUCUAUCCUUGCGUCCCUUUCUACCUUCCAGCAGAUGUGGAUCUCGAAGCAGGAGUACGACGAGAGCGGUCCUUCGAUCGUUCACCGCAAGUGCUUCUAAUCGCCGUCUGUUUUUUUUGCGCAUGGUUGUGUGCUUUGGGCAGGGGGAAACAUGGGAUACUUUUCAGCGACUUUCCGCAAUGAUAAUUAAACAACUCCACGAAAAAUGGGAAAGUGAUGAUCGUCGUAGUCCGCAAUGUGACAGUUGGAUGGGGGUUGUUCGAUUGUUUUUUUUUUUUUUCUGUUUCAUACUCGGUUGCCCUUUUUUUUUGUUGUGAAUUCGUUUUU
Molecule: messenger RNA, 1565 nt
Organism: Tricharina praecox
Lineage: Eukaryota; Fungi; Ascomycota; Pezizomycetes; Pezizales; Pyronemataceae
Product: actin
Exons: 8
Coding region: 211-1338 (375 amino acids)
Source: RefSeq, a predicted model, not a curated record